This is a messenger RNA of Plasmodium malariae, 2499 nucleotides long. Its product is annotated as conserved Plasmodium protein, unknown function. Gene Ontology annotation, biological process: mRNA processing. The transcript has a single exon. The record is from RefSeq and is a predicted model, not a curated record. Lineage: Eukaryota; Apicomplexa; Aconoidasida; Haemosporida; Plasmodiidae. Bases 1 to 2499 code for a protein of 832 amino acids. Gene Ontology annotation, molecular function: RNA binding.
AUGACAAAUAACAAGGCGUACUAUAGCAACUUAAAGCUUGUAGUAAAUAAGGGCGAAGAAGAAGAAAAGGAGGAAUUGGGGGGAGCGGCAAACAAUGUUGUUUAUAUUGGUAAUAUAGAUAAAAAUAUAAAAGAUGAUGAUAUCUUAAAAAUUUUAAAAAUUUUUGGAGUUUGUAAAUGGAAUAGACAAAGGAAUCCAUCAACAAAUGAGUUGAUGUCCUUUGGAUUUUGUGAAUAUAAUGAUCUGUAUGAAGUUUAUUUAUGUAUAAAUAUUUUAAAUAAUAUAAAAGUAGGUAAUAAAAAUUUAAAAGUUAAUUGUAAUGAUAAUUUGAAGAGUAAAUUUGAAUAUAUUGUUGACAUUUUAUAUGAAAAAAGAGAAGAAUUAAAAGAGGACAAACAGGUGGAGAAGGAAGGACGAGAAGAAAAAGAAAAAGACGAAGAAAGCGAAGAAAGCGAAGAAGACGGAGAAGACGGAGAAGACGAAGAAGACAAUAAUGCAUUACGAAAUGAAAAAAAAAAAAAAAAAAAAUUGAAAAAUAAAAUAUUAAAUGAUGUAAAAAUUAAUAUGAACCAUAAAAAAGUAAAUCUUUUAGCACUUAUCGAAAGUGUAAAUAAUGAAUAUGAAGAAAAGAAAAGAAAAGGAGAAAUUGUAGAAAAUAAUAUGAUCGAGGAAGAAAAAAAUUGUGGUACAAUAAAUAAUGGGGAAGAAAAUGAUAAAGAAGGUAGUACCAAUCAAGACAAUCCCAACAUUUUUAAUGAUAUAAAUAUAAAAAAUGAUAAUACGAAUUUUAUGAACAACAGGUUGCACAUAAAUAAAGAGGAUGAUAAGAACAAUAUUAAGGGGAAAAUAAAUUCUCAUCCAUUUUUAUAUAACAAUGAAAACAAUGAUCAUGAUCAGAUAAAUGAACAUGAAGGUCUAAAGGAAAACGGCUCUUCGCCAUGUAUUAGUGCAAGAUGUAACAAUGUAAGUAGAGAAUGUAUAGAAGAGACAAAAUAUUUAAGCAAAGAUUAUAAAGUACAUUGGAGAGAGAAAGAAAGAAAACAAAAAAUAGAAAACAAAGAAAAAGAUUUAGAAAAAGAUUUUUAUAAAAGGGAAAAAGAAUGGUUAGAAUUAGAAGAACAAAUUAAAAAAGAUACAUACAGAGAAUGGAAUAAAUUCAUGCAAGUAAAAAAAAAAGAUAUUGCUAAACUUAUAGAAUUAGAUUUAAAAGGAGAAAGUGAUAAUUCUUCUAUUUCUAAUUCUAAAAAAAGAGAAAUUAGAAAGUCGAAAAGGGAAAAGGAAAAAGAGUUAGAUGAACUGGAUCGGUUAAAUGAGUUAAAAGAAAUUGAUGAAAUGAAAAGAAAAGAAGAGUUACAUCACUACUGGGAGAUACAAAAAGGAGUAGAAGAAGGACAACUGAAAAAAAUAAAGGAAAAUGAGCAGGUUAAAGAAAGGGAAGAAGAAAGAGAGCAACAGGAAGAGGAAGAAAAAGAGAAAGAGAAGGCGAAGGAGAAGGAGAAAGAGGAACAACAAGCAAACGUGGAUCAAGAAAUUAAACACAAUAAAGACAAUCUCGCUACAAUUCAGAGUAAAUUGAAGAAGGGUAGCAUCCUUAUGAAUGCGCUUUCAUAUGUUUUGGAUCAUGGUAGUGGAAAAGUAGAAGAACAAAACGGCACAGUGACCAACGAUGAUAAAAAAAAAAAAAAAGAUAAGCAUUCCGAUGAGAAGAAUGAGGAGUGCAUGGAUAAAGAGCCCAGUGAGUACAGAGGUGAAACUGUUCAGUGCAUGCCAAAAAUGAUGGGUGAAGACAACACGAUAAGGGAAAAUAAUAAUAGCGGAAGGAAUAGCAGCGAUAGAAGCAGCAACAUGAGUAGCAAUUUAAGCGGCAAUAGUGCACGCGAGGAGGUCCAAAAAAAAAGUAAGGAAAAUGAGGGAAGCACAAACAAAAGAAAAAUUGUAAGUUUGGAGCAUAUAAAUAUAAAAGUAAAUGAUAAAAAAAAAAAAAAAAAGGUAACUGAGUUAGAACAUUCAAGUAAAAUUAAUAACACGCAAUUAUUGAAUAUAUUUGAUACAAAUGUUGAAGAUGAACUGUAUACAAAAAAACAUCAACCGUUAUCUAAGUUAGACAAACAUUUAGAUAAGAAAAAUCAAGAAGAAGAAAGAGUUAAGACAUUUGAAAUUAUUGAAAAUUCUAAAAAAAUAUUAGACAAGGUACCUUCAACUGAAGAGGAGAUUUUUAAUUUCCCUAUUCAAUGGAAUGUAUUAAAUUUAAAAGAUAAUAUUAGUACUAAAUUAAAACCAUGGAUUUAUAAAAAAAUUACAGAGUAUAUAGGAACAGAUGAAAAAGAAAUCAUUGAGGAAAUUAGUAAUUAUUUUGUUGAGCAAAUUUUAAAAGAAACCGCACCAAAGGAUAUGGUAGUUGAGGCAGAAAAAUUUCUAGAUUCAGAUGGAAAAAAAUUUAUUCUGAACAUGUACAGACUUAUCAUAUUUGAGCAACUUAAAAUAGCAGAUAACCUGUAG